AUGAAACGUGGUGCGGAGAAGCAGCUUGUAAAAGACGCAUUUGACGACGACAGCAACGAGGACGAAAGUCCUAGCCAAGGAUUCAAGAAGGCUGAUGAGGCUGUCCUAGCCGCUAGACCAAUGCGUGGUCUACCCAAGCGCGUCACUACAAGCACCCCCACGCCUGCGAAUCCAUCAGCGCCGGCAUCAACGCCCAAGUUCGGUGGUUUCAACGGUUUCGGUAUAGCUGGAUCCAGUGGUUCAUUUAGCUCAAUGUCACCAGCCAAUCCGCUUAGCACCCCCAGUGACGCUCAGACAUUGAAUUCCACCCCCUUGUUCUCUUCUCCUUCAACCCCAUUUGCUUCAACCCCUUCUGUGUCAGCGACUGCUCCAAACGCGGUGAAAACAUUUGCCUCCCUCCUCAGUACUCCAGCCAGCGCCGCUCAACCCUCUGACGUUUUUGAAAAACGAACUACAUUACCGGAAGCUCCCCCAUCCUCAUCAAACCAGACUGAAAUGGCUGACGAUCCGGCCGAGCUGAAGUAUUACACCUCACUCCGUGGGUUGAACGUAUCACUACUUACCGCUGUCUCAAAAUCCAUCGAAGACGAUCCCCUCUUUGAUAUGGGGGAACUACUCGAACGUUAUAAAAACCUCCGGACAACACUGAAGCAGAAUUUGGAAGAAAAGUCGGACAGCAUAUCCCCCUCUUCAUCCUCAACGCCCGCCGUACCACCUGCCAAACCACUAGGUAUGCCAGCUCCUCCCUCAACGUUUAGUGGGUUUAGUGGGUUCGGUUCUCAACCCGCCCCAUCAUUUCCGACCUCCAACCCGACAGCCUCUUCGUCAACCCCGUCUUCCAACACAUUCUCUUUCGCCACCCCUCCAUCCAACUCUGGAUCACAAAGUCAAAAGGAAUCUUCAACCACCAGCUCCCAUCCUAUCGGGUUCUCGUCAACAAGUACCUCUGCGGCAUUCGGUACAUCGAGCGCUUCCUCAACUUCCCCCUUCUCUUUACCUGCUGCAUCUUCGUCAAAACUCGCAUCUAGUUCCACUCAACACAUAUUUGGGAGUAGUACUCCACCAAUGACUUCUAAUCUAUUCGGAAAUACAGAUAAGGCAUCUACGAAUAUUUUCGGGAAUGCAACUUCAGCUUCAACAACCACCAACUUUGGUGGUGCAUUUGGUGGCUUUGGUGGUUUCAAGCCUGCAGGCGGAAACAUUGGAAAUCCCGUCGGAUAUGGCUUUGGUACUUCCAAAUCAUCCGACGCAGACCAUGGAGGACAGGUCACAGCUUCUAACACAACCCCUGUUUUCAACCCUUUUGGUUUAUCCACUGAAAAGAAGCUUGACGGUGAUGUCGACGAUAGCGCGGAAAGCGGGCAGUCGCUUGGUGAUGAAACGACUGGAAGUAAAGCCCAGACUCCGGAGGUAAACAAUAAUUCUGAAUUAUUAACGAGCAACAAGCAACAUGAUGAAGAGGGUGAGGGUGAGGAGGAUGAGGAUACAGUGCAUUCGGUUAAGCUGAAGGCAUAUCGGAUGAGGAAGGCUGACGAGAAAGGAGGGGCAGGAUGGGCUGAGUUGGGAUACGGGGUUCUCAGGUUGAAAAAGCAUAAAGAAACUGGGGCUCGGAGAGUGCUCCUACGGAACAGCAGCAGUGGCAAAAUUAACAUCAAUUUCAAUAUCUACUCGGGCCUAAAGCCCUCCCAAGCUAAAAAAGCCCUGACAUUUGUUGGUCAUAGCAAUGGCGCUUCGCAGACAUACAGUGUUCGGUUACAAACAGAAGGCCAAGCUACUGAGCUCAAAGAAGCUCUUGAUAGAGAAAUUGCUCACACACAAGCAAAGGGUUCAUGA
Molecule: messenger RNA, 1833 nt
Organism: Laccaria bicolor S238N-H82
Lineage: Eukaryota; Fungi; Basidiomycota; Agaricomycetes; Agaricales; Hydnangiaceae
Exons: 6
Coding region: 1-1833 (610 amino acids)
Biological process (GO): intracellular transport
Cellular component (GO): nuclear pore
Source: RefSeq, a predicted model, not a curated record